AUGAAGUACGUCCUCACUGGCGCCACAGGCGGCCUCGGGUCUCACGUCUUCAAGCACCUACUCCAGCUUGUCCCCGCAUCUGACAUUGUGGUAUCGCUGCACAACCCCGACGGCGCUCCCCCUGACAUCGCCAGCUCGGGCGUCGAAAUCCGCCGCGGCGACUUUGCUGACCCCGCCUCCCUCGACGCAGCCUUCCGUGGCGCAGACAGGCUUCUGAUCGUCUCCUACCCGUCCAUCGCGCACGAGCUGCGCGUCAGGCACCACGUCGCCGCCAUCGACGCCGCCAAGCGCUGCGGCGUCGCGCACGUCUACUACACCUCGCUCGCCUUCGGCACCGGCAGCGUCGCCGCAGUCAUGCAGGCGCACCUCGACACCGAGGCGUACCUCCGCCAGAGCGGCCUCACGCACACCGUCCUGCGCGAGGGCAUCUACAGCGAGAGCUACCCGCUGUACCUCGGCUUCUUCGACCCCGCGGAGGGCGCGGACGAGGUGCGCGUCCCGCACGGCGACGGCGGGAUCGCGUGGGUGUGCCGGGAGGAUCUCGGCGAGGGCACCGCGAGGAUCAUGGUCCAGGGCGGCUUCGCGAACGAGACGCUUCUCCUGUCGGGCGCACGCACGCUGACGCUCCGCGAUCUGACUGAGAAGAUUUCGGCGCGCGUGCGGCGCGCGGUCACGCUGCGAGUCGUCUCCGAGGACGAGUAUGUGCAGCACAAUCGCGGGAAGCACGGGCCGCGCGGCGGCGAGGAGUUCCUGCGCGCGUGGGCGACGACGUUCAAGGGCCUCGUGCGCGGCGAGCUGGACGUCGUGGAUCCGCUGCUGCAGAAGGUGCUGGGGCGCGAGCUGAAGCCGUUUGAGGAGACACUGGAGGAGAUGCUGGCAUCUCAGGCGGGUGUCGUGGAACAGUACGCAAAAUAG
This is a messenger RNA of Postia placenta MAD-698-R-SB12, 915 nucleotides long. RefSeq lists its product as hypothetical. The record is from RefSeq and is a predicted model, not a curated record. Lineage: Eukaryota; Fungi; Basidiomycota; Agaricomycetes; Polyporales; Adustoporiaceae. Bases 1 to 915 code for a protein of 304 amino acids. The transcript has 3 exons.